AUGGCUCUCUUAUUGGGCGUCGUCGGUGAUAUUCUCUCGGGAGUCCUUGGCAUUAUCCCUGCCUUGACCCAGCAGCAGACUAACGGCAACUCGGUGUGGGGGACCUUGCCCGUACCCAACUUCCCUCCCUUCCUCACCAACAACCCACUCCCCAAUGGCUACCCAUGGGGUCUUCGAAACGCUUCAGGAAGCAAUCCAUACACUGAUGCCCCUUACACUGGAGUCAUCCGGAGCUAUGAUUUCACGGUCAAAAGGGGGCUGAUAGCUCCGGACGGAUACCAGAAGAAUGUACUCCUAAUCAAUGACCAGUUUCCCGGUCCAGCAAUUGAGGCAAACUGGGGCGAUACCAUCCAAGUCACUGUUCAUAAUCAGAUUACCGGACCAGAGGAGGGGACGUCGUUUCACUGGCAUGGACUUCUUCAGAAACAGACCCCAUGGAUGGAUGGUGUACCUGGCGUGGAACAGUGUCCCAUCGCUCCUGGCGAAUCUUUCACCUACCAGUUCCAGGCUGAUCUCUACGGUACUUCUUGGUAUCAUUCACACUACUCGGCACAGUAUUCAGAUGGCCUCCUGGGGCCCAUGAUCAUCCACGGCCCAGAGAAUGCAGAUUACGACAUUGAUCUCGGACCAGUCCUCUUGACUGAUACUUAUCACAAACCGUAUUAUGAGACGGUCAAAGUAGUCAUGGCGCCACUGGACCAGGGUGGUAACCCGCGUCCCGCCUCCGACAACAAUCUCAUUAACGGCAAGAUGGACUUUGAUUGUUCUACUGUGGCGGAGGGUGAUACCACGCCCUGCAACAGCAAUGCUGGCAUCUCUAAGUUUACCUUCACCACUGGCAAAACUCACCGGCUCAGGUUGAUCAACGCCGGAGCUGAGGGUCUGCAACGAUUCAGUAUCGACGGUCAUAAAAUGACGGUGAUUGCCAACGAUUUCGUUCCUAUUCAACCUUACGAGACUACGGUGGUAACUCUCGGCGCAGGCCAGCGAAGUGAUGUGCUAGUCACAGCGAAUCAAGGAUCUGCGCAGUCAGCAUUCUGGAUGCGCUCCAAUAUUUCCACUAUCUGCUCCUCCAGCAAUCAACCCAAUGCUCUGGCAGCAAUCUACUACGAUAAAGCCGACACAAACAAAGCACCUACCAGUACCGCCUGGGAUGUGCCCGACCCCGGAACCUGCGCAAACGAUGAUCUCUCCCUCACUGUUCCAUAUUAUCCCCUCACACCGACUGACCACCCAGCAACGACACGCCACCUAGACAUUAACUCCGAGGUCAAUGCCACCAACCAUUUCCUUUGGACUGUUGACGGGGGGACUUUCCGCUCCGAUUACAACAGUCCCACCCUUCUCUUGGCCAACGAAGGAAACUUCACCUAUCCACCUGAAUGGAACGUGAAGAAUUUCGGCAGCAACAGCACUAUUCGUGUGAUUGUCAACAACCCUACUAGCUCCUCUCACCCUAUGCACCUCCACGGGCACAACAUGUUCAUCCUACACGAAGGUCCCGGAGCCUGGGACGGAACCUCCAUCACCAACCCCAACAACCCCCAGCGGCGCGAUGUACAGAUGUUACGACCAGGCGGGCACAUAGUCUGGCAGAUCAACGCCGAUAACCCAGGAGUAUGGCCUUUCCACUGCCAUAUCGUGUGGCAUCUGAGCGCUGGCUUCUACGCGACUAUCCUCGAAAGGCCAGCGGACAUCGAGAAAUAUAGCCAGAUCCCCAUGAUUAUGCCGCAGACUUGUACCGACUGGGCGGCCUGGACAAAGAACAAUGUCCCCGACGAGAUUGACAGCGGCGUAUGA
Molecule: messenger RNA, 1800 nt
Organism: Amorphotheca resinae ATCC 22711
Lineage: Eukaryota; Fungi; Ascomycota; Leotiomycetes; Helotiales; Amorphothecaceae
Exons: 4
Coding region: 1-1800 (599 amino acids)
Molecular function (GO): copper ion binding; oxidoreductase activity
Source: RefSeq, a predicted model, not a curated record